This is a messenger RNA of Guillardia theta CCMP2712, 1485 nucleotides long. RefSeq lists its product as hypothetical. The record is from RefSeq and is a predicted model, not a curated record. The coding region runs from base 1 to 1485 and encodes 494 amino acids. NCBI's taxonomy places the organism in Eukaryota, Cryptophyceae, Pyrenomonadales, Geminigeraceae. The transcript is spliced from 3 exons. Gene Ontology annotation, molecular function: NAD+-protein-arginine ADP-ribosyltransferase activity.
AUGAGUUGCUUCCCCUGCUUCUCGUCCAAAGUGAAACCCGAGGAGGGUCAUGAUGACUCGCUACUCAAGCAGAGGUUGGAAGAAGCGACAAGAAGGAUCUCAGAGCUCGAGGCCGAGCUGAGAAAGCAGACUGUCAAAGAUCCCCCAGCUCCUCAAGGAGUCCCGUCAAGCAUCUCCAGCCCUACGACUCAGCCGUCAAACAAGACAGACAUCGAGAUCAAAUCUCAAAUCAGCCAUCCCACGGCUGAUCCACCAGCUAGUGCCCAGCAAACGACCAGCUGGACUAUCCCCGACGACAUCAGCUCUGACCUCAAGAAGCUCUUUCAGACCCCUCGAGACUCCGAGGAUUACAAAACGAUUCUCAACAACCUCCGCAUGGCUCUCGGCGUCGACGCGUCAGCCCUCAGCCCUGACAAGCUCUCGUACGACGACUACGAGGUCAGAGUCGCAAGAGAGUGGGAGCUCGAGCGCAAGGCCAGCAGCCUCGGCGACCUCAACAUCCUCCGAGUCAUGGCGGAGUGCAUCCCCGGCGGGAGCGCGGCGAGUCCUCUUGCGGGGCUACAGGGGAUGACGGAGAGCGCUCUAUCGGCUUUAUGGCAGACGGCGAUAGCAAGGAGGCUCGAGGAGGCGCUGAGGAGGCCGGCGGAGGCAGGAGGGCGGGCGGGAGGAGACGGUCCGACGUCGCACAACAGCAAGUUUGCGGAGGUACGCGAGGCCGUGUACGGGAAGAUCGAGGAGUACUACGGGGGGCUGAUGGAGCGGAUCGGGCUACCUCAGACGGAGCUGAUGAAGGCGAUAGAGGAGGAGCACUGCAAGGGCAAGGACGCGGAGGAAGCGUUCACGACGAGCAACUACAACAUCACGACGACUGCCAAGGAGGAGUGGCUCAACGUCACAGACCCGGAGAGGAGGCAGAGGCUGUCGGACGGGACGCGGGUGAUCCGAGGGAUGGAGGAGCUGAAGGGGCUGGACACGGCGAUCAAGGCGGGGCUACAGGAGGCGGAGCUGAUCGCGCUGCAGCUCUACACAGGGCCGAUGUACUUCAAGUACAACUCUGUUCUUCGAGCUCCCAACGAGCUCCUCCGAGACUCCAACAAGGUCCCCAACAAGUACACGACGACCAUCCACUGCAUCGUCAGCGGGGUCGUGAAGCUGUCUCGUCACACGCCUCUGCCGGAGGGGCUGCGGGUGUGGAGGGGGCUGAAGGGGAUGAGGCUGCCGGAGAGCUUCCUCAACGAGGACAAGCUCGGGGUGUCCGGAGGAGUCGAGUACGGGCUGCUGAGCACGACGACAGACGUCAGGACGGCGAUGCAGUACGCCGGGGAGGAGGGAGAGUCGAUCGUGUUCGAGAUCAGCUGCGGGGCGAUCGACCGGGGGGCGAGCUUGACGUUUGUGUCUCAGUAUCCGGGGGAGGGGGAGAUGCUGUAUCCGCCGCUGUCGUACCUGGAGGUGGUGAAGACGCCGCGAUCAACGCGAACACGAUGA